Cuscuta epithymum is the source of this 2081-nucleotide messenger RNA. NCBI's taxonomy places the organism in Eukaryota, Viridiplantae, Streptophyta, Magnoliopsida, Solanales, Convolvulaceae. The record is from the annotation of a GenBank genome assembly.
CAUUAAUCCAUCACUCUCAGAUUUUCAUUCCCAUACAACCGUCCUCACAAGUUAGUUGCCCUCAAUCAAUCUCAAUUUUUUUUAUUCUGAAGCAACGAUACUCACAACCAAAUCAAGUUAUCUACCCUUUGGGAUCAGACAAAUUUUGAGGAAUUUCAAAUGGACCAAAACACUUCGCGCCCAGGGCCUGUUAACUGUUCCCUACUCACGUUGCCACUGCGUGCCCAUCGUGCUGACCGUGUGUGGUAUGAACCAGAUUCCAAAGACUUGUGCUUAAAAUGCGUGAACUGCCCUUCAGCUGCAUUCGGAGAUGAGGAGAGAGAUGAAAGAGUAAAAAAUAUGUUAGCUUAUGCUGGGUUCUUGGGGGUAGAGCACAUUGCCCGUAUGAAGGUGGAUCAUAGUUUAAUAUGCGCUUUGGUGGAGAGAUGGAGGCCGGAGACACAUACUUUCCAUCUUCCAUUCGGUGAGGUUGGCAUUAGCCUACAAGAUGUGGCGAUGAUCCUUGGUUUGCCCAUUCGAGGUAUGCCCCUUAGUGGUCCUACCAUUAAGGGUAAGGCUGAGUGGAUCAACCUGUGCACGCAGUCAUGUGGUUUCACUCCUUUAGAGACUGAUAUGCGCACGAGUGAUAUCACCUUGAGUGCUGUUACCCGUCACCCGAUUGUACCUGACAGUACAGACGAAGAGGUCACCGAACACACCAGGACCCUAAUAUGGCAAUUGCUUGGAGGGUUUUUGUUCCCUGACACGAGUGGGACAAGAAUACGAUUGUACUUUUUGGAAGUCUUGCAGGGUGACUUGGCUUUAGCCCGUCGAUGGAGUUGGGGAUCGGCGGUUCUCGGGUACCUCUACCAUAACUUGUGCAACGGCGCCAAGUGGGAAACCAAACAAGUUGGCGGCUGUAUGCACUUGUUACAGAUUUGGGCUUGGUCGAGGAUUUCGAUGUUCCGUCCCUCAGUACUUCAGGUCAUUCAACAUGACCAUCUUCCAUAUGGGUGCAGGUGGAUCGUCCCCAAGUCAUAUAAGGGAUCCCCAAGACAUUGCAUACGCUUGUACCGGGAUGACCUAGACCGCAUGAGUGAGAAUCAGUUUGAUUUCAUUCCCUACGCGUCCGAGACACUCCCACCUCUCGUCCUUAAUGAAGCUCCGCUUUGGUCGGCUAGGGUCAUGCUCAUAUUUUGCAAUAUGGCCGAAAUGCAUUACCCCGAUCGAUUUCUUCGGCAGUUCCAUAUAAGGCAAGAUAUUCCGAAUGCUCCUUUGACAGGUAAUGAUAAUCACGGCAAUCGUUCCAACAUAGUAGCUGGUGCCUUGGCGAUGUGGGCGAACAUACAACAUCACAUAUACUUUCUUGAUUACGCUCAACAUAUGUUCCUCGAAGCAACUAAUAGGUACCGAAAAUGGUACAAGAAGUAUGGUAUGACACGUGUCCAGAACCCUUCUCACAAUGUGCCCACGACAGGCUACACCCCGACAGCACACGAUUGGGGUAUUGUGAAGCAAGGCGUUCACGAGGUGUAUCAGCUCUUAGCCGAUCGUGCGAGUUAUGAGGACUGUCAAAAACGACUACGGCAGAUGGCCCUGGACGUAGGUGAUGAAGAGAUGCUCCACCGGGGCAUAUUCCAUUAUGAAGAUGAAGAUGAAGGUGGAAGUGACGAAGAGGAUGAUGCAGAUGAACAUGAAGGUGGGGGUGAGGACUCACCAUCGCUCCCUCAAUUCUCAACACAUGGUGUCUCAUUUGAUCAACCACCCCCUCAAUUCUCAACACAGGGUGUCUCAUUUGAUCAACCCCCCCCCCCCCUCAAUUCUCCAUUAGAGAGCGCCGCAAGCCUGCAAAUCGCCAUUAGCCAAAGCGGUCAGCGGUGAGGAGCCCAAAUAGCGGCCAGCGACUAGAACACCUUCUUCUGUCAAGGCUUCAAACAACCCGACAACGGCCAGUAAAUUAUUCCCAAUCUAUUAGCUAUGAAUAAUAAAUCCACUAAAUGUUCUUUUGAUUUAUGAAUUAUGGAUUUUUGUAUGAUGCAUUUUUGUUGUCUUGGUAAAUUCAUAUUUGUUUGGUAUUGUGCAAUUUUGAAUUGAAUUCCUUU